UAGUGACAAAUAUAAAGCGAUCGGAUGAAGACCGGAAAAAUACUGCUUUGCAAUCGCCUGAUUUCUCAUAUAUUUUUAGCAAAGUGGAAAAGUACGGUCAAAACUGAAAUUGAAGAUCAACCAAACACAGACGCAACAUUAAGGACUGCAGAAAUUGAAAAGAUGUUUAAAAAUAUUCACAAACCUGUUACAGAAUUUACUUAUAUUUUAAAUCAUGUAAAUACAGUAAAAAUAGAAAAUAUGUUUAAAGAUGCUUGUAAGCGUUAUAGGCAUUUCCCAUAUGUUUUUAGCAACGUUAUAAACGAACCGGAUAGUACAGAUACAUUGGAAAAAAUUAAUGAAAUGUUCAUUGAAAAUUGCAAGCAACCAUGCAAUUUUCCUUACAUUUUUAAUACUUCCAACAAUGUUAAUACAAAACAUAUGCCUUGUAAAAAUAUUAGAAGAAAUGUUAAAGAAUACUCCUAUAUAUUUAGUAAAACGUCAGAAGCAAUUUUAACCAAUGACGAGGAAUUUAAAAACAUUUGCAAACAAACAUGCAUGACGGAUGAUGAAUUAUCAGUUGUUUUUAACAAAAUUGUAUUUAAAAAAUCGAUACAAGACUUUCAAGAAGAUAGCUUAACGAGGUUGAAGGAAAUCAGUGAUUUGCUUAAAGAGUCUGUGCGAAGUUUGAACAGUGGUAAAUAUAAGUUUAAAUAUGUAUACAAGAAUGAAGUGAACAAUGACAUGGAUAAGAAAACAUCAACUGAUAUAAUUUAUAUUUAUACAAUAUGUGAUGCAUCCACCUCAACUGAUGACGUCGAUUGUGGAAGAAAUAAUAUAGGAGUCACUACAGUAUUUAAACAGACAUGCAAACAUAGAAGUGAAUAUACUUAUUUCCCCAGCGAAGUGGAGUGUCGAAAAGCUGAUGUAGUACAGAGAGCAAGCGAAACCACCCUUCAUGACCUAAAAAAGAUUUUUAAAGAUCCAUGUAAUUGCAUUUUCAAUAAGAUCGAUAUUAAAAUACCUCAUAAAGAGGAGAUAUGUAAUAUGAAAUGUGGAACAUCUGAUUCAACUAACUUAGUAGAGAGAGACGAUUUAGAAAAGCCUUCAGAAAUAUUAAAUGUUGUUGACAUAAACACAAUGUUCAAAGAUUCAUGCGUACGUAAGAACGAAUUCACUUAUGUCCUCAAUAAACCUACAAACAAACCGUCUUGUGAAUUGGCACGUAGAACAACAGAUUUAAGAUUACAGCAAAUGUCAAAGUUUGAAGAUUCUAAUAAAAAUGUUUGGGGUAACUUAAAUACCACAAAUAUCCAAAAAUCAGAACCAAAUCAGUUCAUGAAAACACCAAAUUUAAUUAAAAUAGACAAUAUGUUUAAAGAUUCAUGUGUACAAAAAAAUUCAUUUACAUAUGUACUAAAUAAUCUUCAAGACAAAGCAUCUUGUGAAUUAGCACGCCGUACUAGUGACUUAAGACUCCGUGAAAUCGAAAAGUUAUCUGCAAAUUCAAAAAAUAGUACCUGUGGAUACGACACAUGUAUUGUAUGUAAACCAGAUCGAUGCCUUAGUCCAAAUUAUAUAAAAAUUGAUAAAAUGGUUAAAAAAGCUUGCACACAAAAAAAUGAAUUUACGUACGUAUCCACAAAACUGGGCAAGAAGCCUGUCCAAUUAGCUCGACGAACAAGUCAUUUACGACUUCAUGAAAUUAGCAAGAUUAAUGAAUCUAAUUCGAGUAAGACAGCUGAAAGCGAGGUACAAGAUGCAGAAAGAAGUAAAAGUGAUUUUACCUGUUUGUUGCGCAAGGCUUUGGAGUCGAUAGAAAUGAUUAAAUCGAAUUGUGAAAAAUACAGAAACGUCGCAACAUUUUCUGACACAUCUAUGUAUGAAAAUGAUUAUAAAUACUUCUUUAAUAAAUUUGACCAAGCAAAAACAAGUGAUUUCGAAAAUGCCAGUAGUACUUGUUCAUUUGUUAACAAACGAAAACACAAAUUUUUGAUUCAAAUUCCGAAUCCUAAGUUUGACUCAGGGACCUUAGGUAUUGAAGUUAUGUGGAAAUCGGGCGGUGUGGCUGAUAAAAAUAUUGCACCUAAAAGUAUACAUUUAACAACGAGUUCAAUAACAAGAAUUUGUCCUGACAAUAGUCAAAAUGCAACCAAUCAGAAGAAAAGCUGGUGUCGAAGUAUCUGCAGCAAAUCUAGCAAAGUUCCUAGCGAGAAAAAUGAUAUUUCUUUGAUCAGAAGAAUGCUAGAUUCAGUCAAAAAUGUAUAUGUACCAUUCCUAAAAUCAUCUGUUUCUGAAGUAAAUAAGGAAGCAACUCAACCAAAAGCAGACAAUGUUAUUAGUUUAAUAUCGAACUCGACAACAUCCACAUACUCCUGGAAAUCCUGUGUUAUGAAAACGUGUCAGGCUGAUAUUGAAUGCGUGGAAAAGAAUAUUUCGUAUUCAGGUUUCUCUUAUGGGUCAUCUCUCGAUUUUGUUUCUUAUAAAAGUGAGGGUGUUGGUUCAGCGUGUAAUUCGGCAAUCGAGUAUACUAAUGUAGAGGAAAGUACUCCAUGCAAAUAUAUGAAAAAUUCUGAUGUUGUCGAAAAACUAUUAACAUUUGAUAUUGACAUGAAGUCAGGUAGUUCUUUGGAUACAAAGGAUUCUGUUAUAUCCGUCAAAAGAAGUCAUAGUAUUAAAUUUGAUCCAAACGUUUCUAACCACUGUCAGAAAUGUGGAAGAAGAAAAAAUAAGCCAAAAACAGCCUGUUCAAAAUGUAGUCUUACGCAGAACCAACAAGUUUACAGAUUAAGCAAAUCUCCGAUCCCAUCUUGUACAAGGAGGCAAAAUAAGAAUUUAUUAAAAAGAUCAUGUUCUUGCAUAUCUGUGUCCUCUCCAAGGUACGCCAAUGAACCGAAAGCUGAUUACUGGUACAAUGUUAAUAAACGAACAAAAUUCAAAUGCACUUCAACUGAAUGUCUUCGAGCAUCAGAACAAAAUGUCGACAACAAAUGUAAACAACCAAUUAGAAAAUGUCUAUCUUACGAUGAUAACGAUUGUUGCUGUUCCAAAAAUUCUCGAAGUUCUCAUUAG
Messenger RNA from Papilio machaon (common yellow swallowtail), 3051 nucleotides. RefSeq lists its product as uncharacterized. Lineage: Eukaryota; Metazoa; Arthropoda; Insecta; Lepidoptera; Papilionidae. The transcript is spliced from 3 exons. The coding region runs from base 25 to 3051 and encodes 1008 amino acids. The record is from RefSeq and is a predicted model, not a curated record.